Bipolaris sorokiniana ND90Pr is the source of this 593-nucleotide messenger RNA. RefSeq lists its product as uncharacterized. Lineage: Eukaryota; Fungi; Ascomycota; Dothideomycetes; Pleosporales; Pleosporaceae. The record is from RefSeq and is a predicted model, not a curated record. The coding region runs from base 160 to 582 and encodes 140 amino acids. The transcript has a single exon.
CACUGACUGAACAAAUCUUAAUGCAGUUACAUGAUGUUAAAUGACCUGUCCAGCCUGCCGCGCAAGCUGCGUCAGCAUUGGAAGCUCCUCUCUCUCUUGACGGUUUAGACAAGCCUCUACAAAAUCACUCAAUUGCAUAACCAGUGAAAAUUGGCGGAGAUGAUUUGGACCGAAGAUAUGGGUAGAGAGUACACCAAGGAUUAUGGGGCCAUACAGUACUGUGAAAUCCUAUUUCUUGUUUGUACUUUUUACAGUAAGAUGCACCGGACCAGCAUUUCGAGAUUGAGUAGUGUGCUUACUACUGGUACUGACAUUGCUCAUUCUCGCGGUCAGGUGCACUUGUGCAAAAAGACAGACCGCAACUCUGUCGGUCCUAGUAUGAGGCGUCGUUGGCGACAACGCAUACCGAUCUUCAAAAAAAAAGUCGCAGCCAACACCUCAAGUGGGGACAUUUGGGCAACUAUGCGCUUGGUGCUCAACAAUAUUUUUUUCUUUUCGAAGGACCGACUCUUCGGUUAUGGGAGGAGUGAAACUGGAUUGUUGUUGUUUGUGGGAGCAAGGAAGACGAGAAGUGGUUGGUGACUGUUCAUCGC